CGCCACAGAGUACCUUCUGGAAGCCGCCGCUAUUGGAAACGUCUGUCCUCCUUGAACCGAGGGGGUGUUCCAAACUUAGAAGGCAGCGUCUAGAACACAAAUGCUACUAGACCUAAUCCAGUCACCGAUUCAAGGAUUUGGGUUUUGAAUUUUUCUGAAUGCAGAGUUGCAGCGGGGAGCUAAUUUCCUUAAGACAUUUUUCUUUUCCUUUAUUGCCACCCCGCCUCUGAGACGUUGGUAGAUUCCACUUCCGGUCUCCCCGGAAAUUUCGCGCGAUGGAAAGAGGAGAAACGCCUGAGGAAGAAAGGCAGUCGGGAUGUGUUCUUCCUACAAGUCCGGAAUCUGACAGUUUGAAGACAAGCAAUUGGGGGUUCUUGAUUACUGGGGUCAUUGGUGGUGCCCUGGUGACAGUGUAUGCUGUGACUACGCCAUUUAUCGCUCCAGCCCUCCGGAAAGUUUGUUUACCAUUUGUACCUGCAACUUCGAGGCAGGUUGAAAAUGUUGUCAAGAUGUUGCAACACAGAAGAGGACCUCUGGUGGACAUUGGCAGUGGUGAUGGACGGAUUGUGAUUGCAGCUGCAAAGGCAGGCUUCCCAGCCGUCGGGUAUGAACUGAAUCCGUGGCUGGUUUGGUACUCCAGAUACCGUGCUUGGAGGGAAGGCGUGCAUGGCUCUGCCAAGUUUUACAUUUCAGAUCUAUGGAAGGUCACCUUUGCACAGUACUCGAAUGUCGUUAUUUUUGGUGUGCCCCAGAUGAUGCCACAGCUGGAGAAGAAACUUGAGUUUGAACUUGAAGAUGGUGCUAGAGUUAUUGCCUGUCGGUUCCCUUUCCCACACUGGACUCCAGACCACACCACUGGAGAGGGUAUUGACACUGUGUGGGCCUACGACAUGAGUGCUUGUAGAACACAAGGAAAGAGGGCCUGAUUGUGAUCAGCUCGGCCAGUAGAACUCGGCAGAGACAGUGGACUGUGGGCUUCCUCAUCUGAGACGCAGAGCCAGCUCCUUGACACUGAAUGACAAGUCACUGCUGCUCUCCUUGAGAAAAUGAACAGAAUCUCAGAGAAACAUUUAAGUUUAAACUCUGCUGCUUUUUAAAGGGCAGUUUCACACAGCCUGGGUUGGCCUUGAGUUUGCUGAUGACCUUGAACUUCUGAUCCUUCCACUUUUACCUCCCCAGUAAAAUGUGCUUUUAGUGGAACAUUCUGGAUGGGCUCACUACCUUUGCAUAUACUAGGGUGCAUGAACAUAAAAGUAAGUGACGGUCUGUGGGUAAGAAGGCUGUCAUCUCAGCAGCAUGGUUUGAUGGCUUGGGUGAAGAGGACAGGGCACUUAUGCAAACAUCUGCAUUUCCUGUAGUUUUGUUCAUGACUGAGAUUUAUCUCCUUUGUGUAGUUUGCAGUUAAAUUAAUUUUCUGAAAGAUUCAGAGAGUGACAUUUAGAUUUUAUAAUACUUACAAGGAAUGUUUUACCCUAAGGCUGGUGGUGUACUAUACUCCAUUGAUUGAAUAUGUACCUGUACAACUGUGUGUAAAUGUAAAUGGACUAUGUAACACGCAUAUGUUUCAACAUUGGGGUUGUGAUAAAUUGCACAUGGCUUUAAUUGGCA
This is a messenger RNA of Rattus rattus (black rat), 1608 nucleotides long. RefSeq names its product ATP synthase c subunit lysine N-methyltransferase (gene Atpsckmt). Gene Ontology annotation, molecular function: protein-lysine N-methyltransferase activity. The transcript has 5 exons. Gene Ontology annotation, cellular component: mitochondrion. NCBI's taxonomy places the organism in Eukaryota, Metazoa, Chordata, Mammalia, Rodentia, Muridae. Gene Ontology annotation, biological process: positive regulation of proton-transporting ATP synthase activity, rotational mechanism; regulation of mitochondrial ATP synthesis coupled proton transport; peptidyl-lysine trimethylation. The record is from RefSeq and is a predicted model, not a curated record. Bases 276 to 926 code for a protein of 216 amino acids.